Peromyscus maniculatus bairdii (prairie deer mouse) is the source of this 2428-nucleotide messenger RNA. RefSeq names its product integrin subunit beta like 1 (gene Itgbl1). Lineage: Eukaryota; Metazoa; Chordata; Mammalia; Rodentia; Cricetidae. Gene Ontology annotation, biological process: cell-cell adhesion; integrin-mediated signaling pathway; cell adhesion mediated by integrin. The record is from RefSeq and is a predicted model, not a curated record. Gene Ontology annotation, molecular function: integrin binding. Gene Ontology annotation, cellular component: cell surface; focal adhesion; integrin complex.
CUGGAGGAGUUUGGCACUUGUACCCCGCCCAGAGCGCUUCCACUGCCCAAGUCCUCGCAGGCAACUGAGCCUCCAGGAGGAGCCCAGAGCCUGCGAGUUCGGGUGUCCCUCCCGAGUCCUUCUGCUGGACAUCUGCUGGUGACACUUCCCCCUCCUGUUGCCUCCUGUGAAAGCCCCACCUUGCGGCAGGCCAAGCAGCUGGCCUGCCCACCUGCCUGCACAGCCCUGCAGCUCAGCAUGCAUCCCCCAGGCUUCAGGAACUUCUUGUUGCUGGUGUCCUCCCUUCUAGUCCUUGGGCUGUCAGCUGGUCCUCAAAGCUUCUCACCGUCUCUGAGAAGCUUGUCCGGCGCCCCCUGCAGGCUGUCUAGGGCGGAGUCCGAGCGCAGAUGUCGUGCACCUGGGCAGCCCCCAGGGGGCGCCCUGUGUCAUGGCCGUGGCCGGUGCGAGUGCGGGGUCUGCAUCUGUCAAGUGACCGAACCUGGCACCUAUUUCGGGCCGCUGUGUGAGUGCCACGAGUGGGUGUGUGAGACCUACGACGGGAAAACUUGCGCAGGCCAUGGUACUUGUGACUGCGGCAAGUGCAAGUGUGACGUGGGUUGGUCUGGGGAAGCUUGCCAGUACCCAACCAAGUGUGACCUGACAAAAAAAAUCAGCAAUCAAAUGUGCAGGAAUUCUCAAGAUGUUAUCUGCUCCAAUGCAGGUACAUGUCACUGUGGUAGGUGCAAGUGUGAUAAUUCAGAUGGAAAUGGACUCAUCUAUGGAAAAUUUUGUGAGUGUGAUGAUAGAGAAUGCAUAGAUGAUGAAACGGAAGAAGUAUGUGGAGGCCAUGGGAAGUGUUACUGUGGAAACUGUUACUGUGAGGCUGGUUGGCAUGGAGAUAAAUGUGAAUUCCAGUGUGACAUCACCCCCUGGGAAAGCAAGCGAAGAUGCACAUCUCCAGAUGGCAAAAUCUGCAACAACAGAGGAACAUGUGUUUGUGGUGAAUGUUCUUGCCAUGAUGUUGAUCCAACUGGGGACUGGGGAGACAUUCAUGGGGACACGUGCGAGUGCGAUGAAAGGGACUGCAGAGCCGUUUAUGAUCGGUAUUCUGAUGAUUUCUGUUCAGGUCAUGGACAGUGUAACUGUGGACGAUGUGACUGCAGAGCAGGCUGGUAUGGGAAGAAUUGUGAGCACCCACGGUCCUGCCCAUUGUCAGCUGAGGAGAGCACCAAGAAGUGCCAGAGUGGCUCUGACCUGCUUUGUUCUGGAAGGGGCAAAUGUGAAUGUGGCAGAUGUACUUGUUACCCUCCAGGAGACAGCAGGGUGUAUGGAAAGACCUGUGAGUGUGAUGACCGCCGCUGUGAAGACCUGGAGGGCGUGGUCUGUGGAGGCCAUGGCACAUGCUCCUGUGGUCGUUGUGUUUGUGAGAAAGGAUGGUUUGGCAAGCUCUGCCAGCACCCACGGAAGUGUAACAUGACAGAAGAGCAAAGCAAGAGUUUGUGUGAGUCAGCAGAUGGCACAUUGUGCUCAGGGAAGGGUUCUUGCCAUUGUGGAAAGUGCAUUUGUUCUGCAGAAGAGUGGUAUAUUUCAGGGGAGUUUUGUGACUGCGAUGACAGAGACUGUGACAAACACGAUGGUCUCAUUUGCACAGGGAAUGGAAUCUGUAGCUGUGGAAGCUGUGAAUGCUGGGAUGGAUGGAACGGAAAUGCAUGUGAAAUCUGGCUUGGCACUGAAUAUCCUUAAUGAUUCCAUGGGCGACAACUGGAUUCACAUUUCUAGGCCAUUUUAGAAGUUUAGAGGAAUGCAUGUGUAGACAGUACUAGGACAGACUCUUGUGUGUUUUUCUAUUUCUGACUGCCUGAGUGAAACAUGGGUCUUCAUUAGAAAUGACUUCAGCAAACUGAUGUAAAUUACACCACACAGAAUUGUUUUCCCAUAAUUAACAUCAGUGUUUUACAAUCAAGGAGGGCAAUUUUGCACCCACAAGACAUUUGGCAAUGUCUACAGAGAAUUUCACUGUCACACUGGUUAGGGUGCUUGUGCUAUGGACAUUUUAGAGGUAGUGGUCACAGACAAUGCUGAACACCCUAUAGAACAUUGAAGGGCCCUCACAGCAAAGUAUUUUCUGACAUCCAAUGUUUGCCAAUAUGUAGUAGAAAAAAUGCUAAAUCACAUGGUAUUUAGGACUCCACAUUCCGACACCAGAAACACUGUAUCAGAAUAUAAGGAUGAUAUUUAUUCUCACAUAAACUGAUCAGUUGGAUUUUUCCAGGAUUGCAUAUGAAUCUGAAUUUGCAUAUUGGGACAAUGAUGAUAGACACAUAUGACAUGUGGUGAUGGGCGUGGGUUUACCAGAUCAAAAGGGCUUUAAGUUCACAAGGAUCUCUUACAGGAAGAAAUGAAAAAUGUACAAUUUGACAAUUUAAUAAAUAGUGACAUAAGUUCUUUA